Molecule: messenger RNA, 591 nt
Organism: Danaus chrysippus (African queen)
Lineage: Eukaryota; Metazoa; Arthropoda; Insecta; Lepidoptera; Nymphalidae
Source: the annotation of a GenBank genome assembly
AUGUUAAAAAGCAUAAUAGUAGUUCUAGCAACUAAGGUCCAAUACUCUUCUUCCCGUGGACUUCCAGAAGAGUCGGUGGUGAGUGUGUAUACACCUCCGAGCUCUGAUGUCUAUCAUCAGAUAGCAAACAACAUUGCCGAGAGGAUCACAUCGCCAAUAUACAGAUUCUUGGGAAUUAACGGAAAUUCUACAACCACAACAACGACAACAAGUAAACCUUGGGAUAAAAUAGAGAUACUAGACGAUACCAGUGAUAAAGAAACAAAACCAUCAGACAGUAAGACUUCAGAAACCAGAGACGUUGAAGAACUGACAUUUGACGGUCCAACGAAGAAAGAAAAACCUGAAAAGAUUACCCUUUAUUCAAAUUAUCUACCAGCAAAGAUAGGAUUGAAUGAUACGAUAAACGAAAUCAGUGAUACCGAUGAGGAUGAUAACUUUGGCUUUGAUGAUGACGAUGAUGUAAAGGAAACGAAACGUAACACAUCACCAUUUAUAUACGUGGUGGAAUUAAUAGGAUCACUCAUACAACUAGUGUACGGCGGAAUAGUUGCGUAUUUCUCAACAUCCUCGUCAAAUAAAACAAACUAA